CUUCAGGUCGGAAAGGCAGAGCUCGAGAAAGAUGCCUGAGUUUCCGAUUUGGAAUUCCGAGUUUGAUGACCAUUCAAACCGUUUUGUUCCGAGUUCCCAGUUGUCUUGAAAGCACCAAUAGCAUUGAGGUCAGAACUUUUUUUCUCCCAUUGAGAGUCAUUUUACCAACUACACCUCCCGCCCCCUUAGCGCACUUUCGGGAACUCCGUUGCAGAGGUGGUUUCGCCAAUUUUCGACUCAAUUUCGUUAUCAUCCGUUGUAAUUUUACUCAUAUGUGCAACGGACUUUUCUCUUAUGUUCACAUCCAUUUGUGUAAAGAUGACGAGCUUGAAGGCGUUUAAGGAGCCAUUCGAUAGAAUAAUCUCUGAACCAGUGGAGGACACAGAUACUAGUAGCUUCAUGGCAGAAAUGUCCUUGAAGUCCAACUAUCCAGUCCAAGUCACAGAACCUCAAGAUACAGUGACACUGCAGCUGAGGUCCAUGCCACCUGGCUACCUCACACCUCCCUCGGGCAGAAUAAGACAGCCAGUAGAAGAUGGUGUGGAGUGCAUCUGCACAGGCUCCAUCUUACAAGACUUCCCCAAGGAGCUGCAGUUCUUGAACAACCCCUGUGAGAAGUGCUGUUGCUCAGCUCCACCUCCAAAGAUCAGUGACCUGAUGGACGACAAGGACUUGCUGGACUUACUGCGUCUUAAACUGGACCCAAAUCAUUGCACUGUUAAGAACUGGAAGAACUUUGCGAGCCGUUGGGGUAUGAGCUAUGAUGAGCUGACUCUGCUGGAGCACCGGACCCAGGGCUCAAUGUGCCACAGCCCCACACAAGAGUUCCUGCUGCGCAACAACCACAAGACCGUCACUGAGCUCACCGAACUUUGCCGGGUUUACCAGCGCAUUGAUGUGCUGCGGCUUCUGCAAAGCUGGAUGGAUAACGACUGGCCCUCACGCUGGCAAAAUGCUCAUUAACCACUUGCCCCAACCCCUGAAAAUCCUGCAGAGAUUAUGCAUAUUACUUUUUACAUUUUGCUAUACACUUUAUUGAGUUAGCAACAGGGACUUGGACCAUUUUUUUUAAUCAGAAGCCCAUUUAUUUAACAUCCAGUGGUUCCAGGAUUUUGGUUGAGUUGGUGUGCAAAAGACUGGUGGAUCACAUUUUAUGACUCCUACGGAGUUGAGGACUUAAUAGGACUGAUUGCCAUUGUGUACUCUUUACCAAUACUGUAGUUCUGAGCAUCUGAACCAGCUCAUUAUUUUAUUUUUCAAAGGUCCGGCAACCUCAGAAUUGCUGUGUGUCCAAUAGUGAUGAACAAACGGCUCUUUAUGAACAGAUCCUUUUUGGUGAACGUCGGGAAACGAAUCACAUCGUUGAAAGAGCCGUUCAUUUGGCUCCCUGAUUUGCAUACUGCUACUACACAAAUAUAACGUGUACAUUCUGGUCCACAUUCAUUUUUGCAGUGCGUUAAAAAUAACAACAACAAAAAAUUGGCCGAUCUAAUAAUUUCACCACGUAAAUAUUUUUUGGAACAGGCAUUUCACGAUCUGACAUAAUGGUAGCCUACCUUUUGGGCUUUACAUUGGAGAUUGGAAAUCAUGGUUCUAGGUCAAUCUUUUUUUAAUAAUUUUGAAUGAAGAGCUGUUUGGGAGCCAAAUGAGCCGGCUCUUUUAAGUGAACGAAGCCAAAUGAGCUGGCUCACCGAAAAGACUCAGAAUGGCCAUCAAUAGUGUCCAAGUGUCCCACAAAAAUGACCAAUGGGCUAGAACAUAGUAAGUGGAACUGUGCUAACCAACAUGGCAUAUCAAGAAGGUAAAGUGGAAAAGAGAGAAGAAGAUUUAAAUGGUGAACUGUUAAUACAUUUUUACUUAUUAGAACAGUGACCAUAGUGAUGACAGACAAUAAUAAUCAAUGUAGUAUAUAUGGCAUAGGAGACAGUGUUGCGUAUUGGUCUUUAUAGUCUCGUAAAAACAUGAAUCAUCUCCAAAUAUUGUAUUGUUUGUAUUAAUAGUUAAUGAGUCUUGAUUAUUUUGGGAUAGUUUGAUGAAGCUGAGGUCAUGUUGUCAAAUGAGAUAUCUCACUACGGUCUGAAUCCUAAUUAGCAAUUUUCCCUUACGUUUGAUCAUUUUUGUGGUUACAAUACCUCUCCCCCCCACCCCAACUUGAAGCAAAUAAAAUAUAGAUUUUUUUCCUG
Messenger RNA from Salmo salar (Atlantic salmon), 2183 nucleotides. RefSeq names its product ectodysplasin-A receptor-associated adapter protein. Lineage: Eukaryota; Metazoa; Chordata; Actinopteri; Salmoniformes; Salmonidae. The record is from RefSeq and is a predicted model, not a curated record. Gene Ontology annotation, molecular function: protein binding. Gene Ontology annotation, biological process: signal transduction.